AUGGCAGAAAAUAGUGAAAGUAAUAGUAAAAAUGUAGAUGUAAGGCCCAAAACUAGCCGGAGUCGAAGUGCUGACAGAAAGGAUGGUUAUGUGUGGAGUGGAAAGAAGUUAUCUUGGUCAAAAAAGAGUGAAAGUUGUUCAGAUGCUGAAACAGUGAGUGCUAUAGAGAAAACUGAAGUUCCUUUAAGGAGCCAAGAAAGGAAGCACAGCUGUUCAUCUAUUGAGUUGGAUUUAGAUCAUUCCUGUGGGCAUAGAUUUUUAGGCCGAUCUCUUAAACAGAAACUGCAAGAUGCUGUGGGGCAGUGUUUUCCAAUAAAGAAUUGUAGUAGUCGGCACUCUUCAGGGCUUCCAUCUAAAAGAAAAAUUCAUAUCAGUGAACUCAUGUUAGAUAAGUGUCCUUUCCCACCUCGAUCAGAUCUAGCCUUUAGGUGGCAUUUUAUUAAACGACACACUGCUCCUAUAAGUCCCAAAUCAGAUGAAUGGGUAAGCACAGACUUGUCUCAGAGCGAAUUGAGGGAUGGUCAACUAAAACAACGAAGAAACAUGGAAGAGGUGAGCUGCUUCUCACAUACCAGUGUUCAGCCCUGUGUCAUAACCAGUAACAAUUCUUCGGGUAGAGGUGGUCUUGGGACUGACUCUAUAGUGAACCUGGCUUCAAAUAACAGCAUAGAAGAUAGUGAUAUGGAUUCAGAUGAUGAAAUUAUAACACUUUGCACAAGUUCCCGGAAAAGAAACAAACCCAAGUGGGAAAUUGAUGAAGAAAUCCUGCAACUGGAAACACCUCCCAAGUACCAUACUCAGAUUGAUUAUGUCCACUGUCUUGUACCAGAUCUCCUUCAGAUCAAUAAUAAUCCAUGUUACUGGGGUGUUAUGGAUAAAUAUGCAGCUGAAGCUCUACUAGAAGGAAAACCAGAAGGCACCUUUUUACUGCGAGAUUCAGCACAGGAAGACUAUCUGUUCUCCGUGAGUUUUAGACGCUAUAGUCGUUCUCUUCAUGCGAGAAUUGAACAGUGGAAUCACAACUUUAGCUUUGAUGCACAUGAUCCUUGUGUCUUCCAUUCGCCUGACAUUACUGGGCUCCUAGAGCAUUAUAAGGACCCGAGUGCCUGUAUGUUCUUCGAACCACUUUUAUCCACUCCUUUAAUUCGGACUUUCCCCUUUUCCCUGCAGCAUAUAUGCAGAACAGUUAUUUGUAACUGUACAACUUACGAUGGCAUUGAUGCCCUUCCAAUUCCUUCUUCCAUGAAAUUAUAUCUGAAGGAAUAUCACUAUAAAUCAAAAGUUAGAGUACUCAGGAUUGAUGCACCAGAACAACAAUGCUAGAAAAAGGGUAGGAACAAGGGUGUGGUUAUAUAUGUAUUUUCAUUUAAUAUUUUAUUUUUCUUCUUAUACCACUUUGAA
This is a messenger RNA of Budorcas taxicolor (takin), 1401 nucleotides long. It is a transcript of the gene SOCS4, whose product is annotated as suppressor of cytokine signaling 4. Gene Ontology annotation, molecular function: 1-phosphatidylinositol-3-kinase regulator activity. The record is from RefSeq and is a predicted model, not a curated record. Gene Ontology annotation, cellular component: phosphatidylinositol 3-kinase complex. The transcript has a single exon. Gene Ontology annotation, biological process: intracellular signal transduction; positive regulation of proteasomal ubiquitin-dependent protein catabolic process; negative regulation of epidermal growth factor-activated receptor activity. Lineage: Eukaryota; Metazoa; Chordata; Mammalia; Artiodactyla; Bovidae. The coding region runs from base 1 to 1323 and encodes 440 amino acids.